ACGCGUGCCGCGGCAGAGCUUGCCAUCGCUGCUCAACUGAAUGCGCCCCCGCCUGCUCGCUCUGUGUUUGACGUCGACGAUGGCGCGUCAUUACUCAUGGCGUUCAGAGGCCUGCGCGCGGAGGCUGCUACUGAGGGUGCUCUCCACGAGAGCGUCGCGAAGGAGCUUCAGACUGCAGUGGCUGAGCCCUUUGAGAAGUGGGCCGAGGGGUAUAAGGAGCGCCUUCAUGGAAGCAAGGCAAACCUGCUCGAUGGCUGGAUGUACUCUUAUGAGGUUGCACAGACCGAGGUCAACAAGCUUAAGAGUGACUACCUGACCAAAACCCGGAAGGCGGACGAGGCCGAGGAUGACGCCCGCUUUGCGCCCAUCACACACCCUGUGGGCGACCAGUACACUUCGUCGCCGAAACUGAAGCCCCUCGGCGCGAACCCGAAUGCGGCCCCGCGCGCACCUCAGCGCCAGGCGACGAUGUCCGAGCGCAUCACGCAGCGCCUCAAGGAGUUCCGCCUCAACGCUGGUACGCAGGCGCACCCUCGCGCCGCCCCGAAACCAGACGUGCAAUUUGAUGCGGAUAUCGAGGAGGAGAAGGCGGGCCCUAAGCUCGACAAGGGCAAGGGUCGUGCUACCGACAGCGGUGCAAGCACUCCGCAGCGCGUGUUGUCGCCGCCGCCCAUUGAGAUGCCGCCGGCAGCAGCGAAGGUCGCGCCGCCCAAGCUGGAGACAGACCCGGUCCCGCCACCGCCCCUGCCGCCCCUGGAUGUCGCGGGCAUCUCGAUGACGCCCACGGAGGUGUCGGCGCUGAUGAAGAAGGCGAAAGAGGAGCUUCCCUUGCGCCCGGUGCGCUUCCCGCUUUUGGGCGAGUACCAGGACUGCUUCUCGGGCGAGGAGUUCGCGAGCUGGCUUAACACGAACGUGAAGGCGUUCGAGGGCAACCUGGACCACGCCGAGGUCGCAGCGCGCGUUCUUACCGAGAAGUACAACCUGCUCCGCCGGCUGGGCGAGCUCGGGAAUGACUUUGAGAACGCGGACGACUCGUUCUACCAGUUCCGGCCCAAGGCUUUCACGCUUGAUGCUUCUCCUCCUCCGCCCAAGGCUGCUGGUGCUCAAGUCCUUACGCCCAUGGACAAGUUGUCUCCGCUAACCCAAAACAUUGCUGAGCGUACCGGCGGAUUGGCGAACCUCGUGUCGAAAGCGUUCGCUGCAAACACGGAGCCGCCCUACGUCCGUGCCCGGCGCGACGCGGAAGUUGCCGACCAGGAGUACCGUGUCGCGGUACGGAAGCUCGACAGGCAGCGUCUCGGCCUUGAGGAGCGCAUUGAGGACACCCUCAAGACUCUGCAAAAAUGGGAGCUGGACAGGCUGCGCGCUGUCAAGACUGUCCUCACGCAGUACUACAACACGCUCGCGAAGGUGUCGAAGGCGUACAGCACGGCGAACGAGACGAUCGAGAUGCUCAUCGCCUCAUACCAGCCCGAGCAGGAUAUCAAGGUGCUCAUCGAACGCUACCGCACGGGGCCCUUCCGGCCCGUCGCGCAGGUGUACGAGUCCAUCUCGCACGACGAGUCCGACGUCGUGUUCGGCAUCGACCUUCGCCGCUGGGCGGACAACGCGUACUGGCACGUCGCCGGCCCCGGGGGGUUUUCGCGCAAAGGACGACCGCACGAAAACCGUCCAGAACUCGUCGCGCACUCGGUCGGAAACGGGCGCCUAAUCAAGCGUGGCUCGAAACGAUGA
Messenger RNA from Trametes versicolor FP-101664 SS1, 1734 nucleotides. RefSeq lists its product as uncharacterized. Gene Ontology annotation, molecular function: GTPase activator activity. Gene Ontology annotation, cellular component: division septum; cell division site; plasma membrane. The record is from RefSeq and is a predicted model, not a curated record. Lineage: Eukaryota; Fungi; Basidiomycota; Agaricomycetes; Polyporales; Polyporaceae. Gene Ontology annotation, biological process: small GTPase-mediated signal transduction; cytoskeleton organization. Bases 97 to 1734 code for a protein of 545 amino acids. The transcript has 8 exons.